Messenger RNA from Petromyzon marinus (sea lamprey), 4150 nucleotides. RefSeq names its product rho guanine nucleotide exchange factor 16-like. Gene Ontology annotation, molecular function: protein binding; guanyl-nucleotide exchange factor activity. Gene Ontology annotation, biological process: activation of GTPase activity. The record is from RefSeq and is a predicted model, not a curated record. Lineage: Eukaryota; Metazoa; Chordata; Hyperoartia; Petromyzontiformes; Petromyzontidae.
UAACUACACGCAGCUGUGGUCCAAGGCCCCAUGAUCCACGCAUUCUUUCACCAGCAGGCGAAGGCAGUCGUCGUGCGGCAUGGAGAGACCGUGCGUGUCGCUCCAUCACUUCCUUACGAUCCCCCCUCCCACCUUCCCCCCCCACCUUUGCUGCCUCCCACACCGGCCUCUCGCCCACACCUCCUCUCGUAAUCGCCGUGCGCCGUGCCCGGUCGAUGAGGGUGGUUAGAAGGAGGACGAGAGAGAGAGAGGGAGAGGUUUGAAGGACGAAACUUUUUUAUAAAUUGGCCUCCCCCCCACCCCGUUCCCGACAGCAAGCUGCGUGUGCUGGUCGAUGAUCAUCGCCGAGCCACUUCAGAUCGAGCUCUCGCGGACCUGUGCCUACCAGGCAGGGGACAUCACUCACCCCAGAGGAGGCGUCUCCACUCAUCGCGGCUCUCGCCCUGGGCACACUCGUGGCAAGCGGCCCGCCCGGCAGUCGACCGCCUCCCGCCGACCUCUCCGAGAGAGUGCGCGUGACACGGUAACUACGCGACCGUGUGAAGAAGGUGUGAGCAGAUAUAUUCCGUGACGUCCUCUGCCUAAACGCGCUUCGUUGAGUGACGCUCGGAGGAACUGAUUUUGCGCUCGGAGCAUCCGACGUUUCCUGCCGUCACACAGUCUUUAACUUCACCUGCCCAGCUUUGGUAACCCCCCACGGACUGCAAAUAGUCUCUGGAGAACUGCAGCGGGAAUCGAAACUGUGGGACAACGUUGGAGCCCUGUGACCACCGACGCCACUCGGCACGCACCCCUCUCCCCUCCUCCCGUCGUCCACCAACGCUCGCCACCCACCCCACCCACACAUCCACCACCCACUCAUUGACCCACCGACCCACCGACCCACCGACCGACCCACAUGGAGCCGAGGAGCGGUCCUCCGCACGGCCACAACAACCGCCGUGCGGAGCCCGGCGAGGAGCUGGCAGGCCGGCUCGAGCGCUGCAGCAUCACCUCGUCGCUCUCGUCGCCAUCGUCACCCACGUCACCCUCGUCGCCCCCCGGUGGCUCCGGAGCCAGUGACGAUGGCGGCGGCGGAGAAGAGCGCAGCGGCAGGGUGGCGCUGAGCGCCUUCGGCGAGGUGUGCACGCGCCGGACGGGCAGCCAGCAGAUGAUCCCCAAGUCGCUCGCGACCGCCACCGCCGCCGUCGCCACGGCCGCCAAGAAGGGGAGGUCGGCCUCCUCCGCGUCGGCCUUCUCCAAGAAGGGGGUGCCCGCGCUCAAACCGCUCGUCCCGAGGGGCCACAGGGCCACGGUGGCAGUGCAGUUUCCGGUGAACCCCGGCGGGUCGGCAACGGGGUGGACGGGACAGGCGGGAUGCGUGGGGCAGGCCGGGCAGGCGGGGCAGGCGGGGCACGCGGGCUCCGGCAACGGCCGGGUUGCGGGCGGCGUGAGGGAUAGGAGGGAGGAGGUGGUGGUGGUGGAGCGGGACAGGGACGACGAUCACGGGGAGCACGACGAGCCCGAGGAGGAGUGGGAGGGGAAGCGCGACGCGGGAGGCGACCACGACGACGACGACGGGUUUGGGCCGGGGCUGUCGCGGGGGCUGCGCGCUCAGUCGUACCGCCGCGCCGUCGACUUCAGCGACGUGAUCGAGGGCCGCGGCUGCCGCGGCGGCGGCAGGCCCGGCGGCAAGGGUCCGCUCGAGGCCCUGUCCGAGGAGGAGCCGCCGGCCGCCGCGACGGCGGCCACGGUGGCGACGACCAAAACCCGCGGCAAGGUCAAGGGAUUCCAGAUCAUGGACCGACCCCUGAGGAGGAGAAACACCUUCGACAAGAAUCCGGGCCUCUACCAGAACUUCACGGAGAAGGGGCUCUUGGUGAGCGACGCGCUGCGGGAGGAUGUGGAGGCCGAAGAGGCGGAGGAGGCCACCGAGAGGAGCUUCCAGAGCGUGGGCCUGCCCCGGGCGGGGGAAGAGGAGGACGUGGAGGUGGCGGUGGCAGAACCGGAGUCGCCGGAUCCCAGGAUCAUCAUCAAACACCGGCCCUUCCGCACCACCUGGAGCCAGCUACCAGAGGUGCGAGGCAGCUUGAUUCUGCACGAGCUGACGGCCGAUGAGCGCAAGAGGCAAGAGGUGAUAUUCGAGAUCAUCACCUCGGAGCACUCGUACCUGCACAGCCUGGAGGUGAUGAUCGGCCUCUUCAAGGAGUCGAGCGAGCUCGGGUCGACGAUGAGCAAGCUGGAGCACCACCACCUCUUCUCCAACGUCACCGACAUCCGCGACGUCAGCAAGCGCUUCUUCGACGAGCUGGAGGCGCGCCACCAGGACAACGUCGUCAUCGAGGACAUCAGCGACAUCGUGGAGACGUACGCGUCGCAGUACUUCCAGCCGUACGUCACGUACUGCACCAACGAGACGUACCAGCAGCGCACGCUGCAGAAACUCUGGAGCUCGAACCCCCUGUUCAAGGAGACGCUGCGCAGGAUUGAGAUGAAGCCGGAGUGCGGGGGGUUGCCCAUGAUCUCCUUCCUCAUCCUGCCCAUGCAGCGCAUCACUCGGCUGCCCCUGCUCAUGGACACGAUUUGUCAGAAGUCCAAGCCGAACACCUUCCAGUACGAGACGGCGAAGCUUGCUCUGAAGUCAGUGAGCAAGGUGGUGAGGGACUGCAACAACGGAGCCAAGCGGAUGGAGCACACCGAGAUGAUGUACACCCUGCAGACUCAGCUCGAGUUCAAAAUCAAGCCGUUCCCGUUAGUUUCCGCGUCGCGGUGGCUGCUGAAGCGCGGGGAGCUCGCCACCUUCGAGGAGGAGUCGAGAAUCUUCCGCAAGAGCCACAACAAGCAGCUGGUGCACCUCUUCCUCUUUACCGACGUCCUCAUCAUCACCAAGAAAAAGAGCAACGAGAGCUACCUCGUCACGGACUACGCCCUACGCAAGAAGGUGGACGUGAUGGCCAUCAGCGGGGAGGAGCUCGCUACGCAGGGUCAGGGAGGGGCCGGGGUCGCGGGGUCGCGGCCGUCUGCCGGGGAGGGCGGCGGCGGUGGUGGGCGGCAGGGCUCGGCCAACCACCUCUUCACCGUGACGAUGAGGGAGAACCACGCCGGCGAGCACGUGCAGCUCGUCUUCGUGGCCGAGCUGCUGAGUGACCGGGCGCGGUGGAUCACCGGCAUCCGGGAGAGCCGGCAGGAGGAGCCGGACCUCGUGCGCAAGACCAAGGAGCUGGAGAGCCGCGCGCAGGUGGAGGCCGUCAAGACGUACGGAGCGAAGCAUCCCGAUGAGCUGAGCCUGCAGAGCACCGACGUCGCCAUCGUCUUCCAGAAGGUCCUCGACAACGGCGAGUCGGGCUGGUACGAGGGCGAGCGGCUGCGCGACGGCGAGCGGGGCUGGUUCCCGACCGAGUGCGUGCGGGAGAUCACCAACGGCGACACCAUCAAGAGCAACCUGCGGCGUCUCGAGCGCCUCAUGGGCAUCGAGACCGUCGUGUGAUGCCUGCACCUAGCCUGGCACGGCCGGCGAGGGUUCCCGACGGCCGCGGCGUCGUCGCCACCCUCGCCCAGCCCCGCGCCCGCUUACACCGUGUCGGCGUUGGCGUCGCCCGAUACAUCGAGGGGGCGGAUAAGGACGCUUGACGUUCGGAGGAAUUGUCAGCCGAAGGAGCAAAAAUGGCUUCGGUGUUUUAAUUUAAACCGGCUGUGCUCCUGGAACGUUUUUUUACGAAACCUCAAAGUGAUCAGAUCAAUUUUGCACACGCACACGUGUAGACUUGCAUGUAAACAGGGGGGCCAUGGGGGGGCGGGGGGGGGGGGUGAGAGGCCUGGGGCAAAUCUCACUUCAGACUAAACUGGAAGUAUUACAUCUGUCACCGUGACGUCGAAGCGCUGGGCUCCCCAAAGCGAGUGGCCCGGGGCGGGUCACCCCUAGGGACGUCUCUGCAAACACAUAUAUACAUACACACACGUACGUUCUUCCAUAUGUCCUCUAACAGACUGGUGGGGAAGACACGUGCCCAAGUGCAUGCACGCACACAGAUCCAUGCAGUCGGCGCUGCCGCACGCCGUUCGCCACGCGGUGGCAGUGAUGACGGCACCACGGGCUGGGUGCGCUCUGAGGUCACGUGACACGUUGAAGCCACUUGUACACACUUGUUCAAAUACAUACAAACACUAAACU